Dufourea novaeangliae is the source of this 812-nucleotide messenger RNA. RefSeq names its product chondroitin proteoglycan 2-like. The record is from RefSeq and is a predicted model, not a curated record. The transcript is spliced from 5 exons. Gene Ontology annotation, molecular function: chitin binding. Gene Ontology annotation, cellular component: extracellular region. The coding region runs from base 1 to 768 and encodes 255 amino acids. Lineage: Eukaryota; Metazoa; Arthropoda; Insecta; Hymenoptera; Halictidae.
AUGGCCUCGAAGACGAUCGUUCAUCUGGUGAUUGCCUGCGGCUUGUUCGCGAUCGCAGCCUCCCUCAGUCAGUAUCAGCGUUUCUCGGCGACAGGGAAUCAAUUGGAUCAUCAAGUCGCCCAGAGACAAUCGUCAGCCUCUUGCCCGGAGAGGAACGGUCGUUUCCCGAUCGGUAAUCAGUGCGACGCCUAUAUAGAGUGCAUCGACGGCGUCCCUGAAGAGAAACUCUGCCCCGAGGGUCUGCUCUUCAACCCCGAGGCGAGAUUUAAUUACCCGUGCGGCUACCCCAUUGACGUCAACUGCGAGGGCAGACCUAAUCGCCAACCUCCACAGCCAACAAACGACUGUCCCCACCAGUAUGGUUACUUCAAAGUCGGAGACUUUCAGAACUGCGGCCAAUUCAUGAACUGUGCUGACGGCAGGGGCUACGUUUUCGACUGUCCCGAGGGGUUGGCAUUUAACCCUGAAAGUUACAGGUGCGACUGGCCGGAUCAAGUUCCCGAUUGCGACGCAGAGGCCUUCCUCGGCUUCCGGUGCCCAGAAGUGAAGAGCGACGAUUUCUUCGGUGCUACACAGUUCUACCGUAGUGUGCACGAUUGUCAACGCUACUACGUUUGUGUAAACGGUCGCCCAAGACUGCAAAAUUGCGGCGAAGGAAACGCAUUCAACGAACUUAUCAACACCUGUGACGCGGCGGUAAACGUCACUGGAUGUGAGCCACCGGAAUCGUCGAUACUGGACAGGCAAGUGAGCAGACCUCUGUUUUGAAAGAAGAUUCCAAGAACGCCUGAUGCCAUAAUUGAUAAUGUAAA